AACGUUGCCCCGUGCAUUGUGCGCAUGCGCAGUGUCACGAUGGUGGGGCUGGAUAUGGAUUUCAGGGACUGGCAGCUGAGGCGGCGGUGGCAGCAGCGUCGUCAAGGUAACCAGAUCUGGUGCCUGCCCCGCUACCUCUCAGCCUGGGCCCCGUUCCAGGGCCAGCAGCCGUGGCCGGUCGCUCGCGGGAAGAGAGCGGCCGGCUCUGGGCAGCGGGGAUGGCAGCCGCGGGCACGGGCGGCAGCCGCGGCCAAGGUGAAAGCAGCCGGUGGGAGCGCGGCAUCGGGCCCUAAGGCUAAGGCGGUUGGAGCGGCAGACCCCAAGGUGGCUGGCGGGAGCGUGGGGGCAGGGAGCGCGGUGGGCCCAGCAGUGACGGCGGCCUCAGGCGGGAGCGCAGCGGAGACGGCGGCGGCCUCAGGCACCUCGGCGAAGGUGGCUGGUGGGAGCGUGGCCAGGGAGGCCCCAGACCCCAUGGUGAAGGUGGCUGGCGGGGGCGUGACCAUGGUAGCCCCGGGCCUCACGGCAAAGGUGGACGCUGGGAGAGUGGGGGAGGAGUUGAUGGUGGUGGGUUUGGGCCCUGACCGGAGCACAGCAGAGACGACAAUGAAGGUGGCUGGUGGGACAUUGACAGUGACAACGACAGCAGCAACCUCAGGCCCUAUGGUGAAGGCGGCAGGUGGGAGCAUAGUGACCUCAGGGCCUUCGGUGAUGUCAGGGGCCUCAAGCUCCGGAGCGAGCUGCCCCGCAGUGAAGGUGACCAAUGACAUCAUUCAGUCUCCCUCUUUUGGGUCACAAACGGCCACCCCACUGCCAAAACACAACAGUGGGAUAUCUGUAUCUACAGUGGAGUCCAACAGCAGCAGCACAUUGGCUUUCAAGGGUUCUGUGGUUUCAAUGGCAGCCACAAAGAGGCACAACAAGGUCCCUGUGUAUGGGACUCCAGCAGCCAAGCUCCUCAAAUUGCCUGGGCCUGAGGACAGCCAUGGUCCAGCCCUUUUGGAAGCCUUCAAGACUGUGGUAGCAGCUGGUGGGAGUGGCUGGCUGGACCCAGUGGCAGUGGCUGCAGUGAAAACAGAAUUGGAAGUGGGCUGUUCCUCUGAGGAGGACCUUGGAAGCAGGAGCAGAGAGACAAGUGGCAAGAGCAGUGAGCCACAGCAACUCACCUGGAUCCCCACCCUACUUGUGACAGAACGCAAGAGAAAGAAGAAGCCUAUUAGUCAGGAACGCACAACCUUAGUGAACCUUGUACCAUGCACUGAGGAUAGGAUAAAGGAGCCUAAGCCCAAUCGCCUGGGAUCAGAGGACCCAGAAGAGGCCUACAAUAUGGAGCCCCUGUUGUCAUUUUUCCCACCAGAUUCCCCCAUCAGAAGCAUGGUACCAGGUGAGUGGAGUGGGAGGGCUUCAGCCUAUGGAGUUUUAUAAUGCACUCCGUGGCAACAGAAGAUGUUAAAUGUGGGUUCCAGGGUAUGAUGCUUUAUCUUUAGAGGUAGUCUGAAGAUCAUUUGUGUAUGUUUUCCUGCUUCUUUAUGAUGUAUGGGAGGAAAAACCCUAAAAAGAGAGAUACUUAUAAUGGUGCAGGAGAAGAAGAAGAAAUGAUUCUGUGAUUUUCUGUAGAUCCCUGUUUCCUCUGGAAGACUAUGGGUGACUAGAAAAAAUUAAGACUAGGACAUUUGAGAAGCCAGGCAACAAAAACCAUAAUUAACUGAGAAGAGGUAGUGUUUUUUAUUUAUUUUUUAUUCAGACUGUUUAAUAUUUCUCAUUUUUGUUAACACUUUUUUUAACUCAAAUAUCUGAGAAUUCAUUAGGAGAAAAUAAAUCUUAAAUUAUGGACCGGGGGAACUCCAAGCUCACAUCUGAGGCUUCCAAGGAAUCCUCCAACAAAAGCAGGGAACACACGGCACACUGCUGACCUUCCUGCCCCACUCCCACUGCUACACCUUCUCCAUUUCCACAUUGGCAUUUCAGUCUUCCUCUCUUCUUCUUCUUCUUUCUUUGGUAGUGACUCUUCUUUUUUGCUUACAUAACUGGGGUACUUUGGUACUUUGCAGCCUCUAACAUCACUGUGGAAUUACUACCAUAACAGCGAAUGAGUGGCAGGGAAGAUGUUGAUCUGUAAGCAGUAACUAAAUAACAGAAAAUCUUAGGCAGUUUGCAUUUGGAGGUGCAGGAAAUGUAAACUAUUAAUUGUCAAAAGAAGUCAUCCUGUGAGCUGGAGAUUACUUGUAUGCAGUGUCAUUGUAGUGGUUUCGGUCCCCGGAUAUUAGAGACUCUCUCACCAACAGAAGUUGAUCUAAUAAAAGAUAUUACCUCACCCACCUUGCAUCUCUGGAGGUUACUUGACUUUCAGUGAAUGAAGCAAUGUCAAGGAACUGUAGCAAGGAGUGCAUUGCAGCUGAUUCGGAAUGAAAAGGUGGAGGUGAGUGAGACAAGCAAACACAUCUAAUGUCCUGUGGAUUCUAAUUUCACAACUAGGGGAAUUUGAGCCCUCAUCCUGAUUGCUCUUUUGGAAAAAUGUAAUGUAUUCGGAAAUCAUCUUAAUGCUAAAACAAAAUUAUGUCUUUCCCCUUUUGAUUUUUCAGUGUCUGUUGUUGUUUUCUUACCUGAGGUUGUGUGACUUAAUCUUUCUGUAAUGCUUGAUUUCAAUCAGGAAAUGUGGGAAUUGUAGGAAGUAGUGAUGGAAGUCAUCUGUUCAAUCACUUAGUUUACACACCUGCUACCUGACUAGAGCAGGAUUGUAUGCUACAAGAUUUUUUCCCAGUGCUGUCUAUAGGUCUGAAUAUUCCAGUCGAUGGCGUUUCCACUUUCUGGUGGCAACAUAUAUUAGGCUGUGUAAUAGGAAAGUACUUACUUGUAUUCAGCCUACUUUUUUAAGCUUUGGUCCAUUCUUUGGGGUUAGUUAUUACUUGAAUUCAGGUUAUGGCCAGAGGCCUCAGUCAGGAUUGGGUCCCUGUCCUGAUUCAUUCUGUACAUACCCAUGGAAGAUGAUCGCUUUCUUAAGUGUUCAGUCCCCAUGCACUACUGUAAGUUAUUUAUCUUCCUCCUUAGUGUUUAUAUUCUUCACAUAUUUGAAUUGCUGCUUCUUGAUUGAGUACCUCUUGUUGUGACUGAGGAAUGAUAUCUGUGGUUGGCUGGAUUUUUCUUUUUUCUUUUCUUUUCUUUUUUUUUUUUUUUAAUUCCAUAUGAGUUCUUCCCAUUAAGGCUCUUUUUUCUUUUCUCCUUCAUCUGUUUUUGACAACCUUUGCUGCUUCCGGGUUCUAUGUCUCCUUCCCAAACUCUGCUCCCUUUCCUCUUUGUGCUCACAUAACAUCCAUGUAUCCAGUUGUCCCUCUUCCAAUUCUUGCUUGUAUUGUGGGCAGAUUGGAACAGGAGUAUUAAUAGGCAGAGUGUGAUUUGGGAGUGAGUGACUGGAAUUAGCAUGCACUCUUGCAAUAUGAGAAUGCAUGCAGGACAGCAGUCCUACUGAUGGGAUAUGAGGAAUUAAUACAGAAAAAUGGGAAUGUUCUGUGAAAAUCUUUGCUUAAACUUGGUCAUGGCAAGAAAAUCGGUUGAGUGACCCUUUAUAGAGAUUAACAGCCUGAACAAGAAGAAUCAUUGAGGCGGACCCUCUCCUCCCCCCAUCCCAACCUCAAAAACAAAUUGACAACAUUGUGCAUCUUGUAUGGGAAAGACAUAUGUGACAGUAGGAAUAGGAUUUAAUUAAAACUCUGAGCCUGUCAGUGAAGGAUGUUUGUGGGGAGUUUGCUUUGAGCUAUAAGGGAAGUAAGAUGCAAUUUAAAGUAUAGAUCUAAGGGAAAACAGCCUGCUCAUCAGGGGGUUGGUUUUUACUCUUUCCUUUGUUAUAGUUUGGUACUUGAAAAACUGUCACACUUCUUAGUUUGGUCUUUAUAGUUUUUAGUCAGCAAGGACUGGUGUUCCUGGGGCGGUGGGAUAUAGACCUUAUAGGGUCUGUAAAAUGAUUAACUGUAUGGUAUUUUA
Chelonoidis abingdonii (Abingdon island giant tortoise) is the source of this 3975-nucleotide messenger RNA. RefSeq lists its product as uncharacterized. The record is from RefSeq and is a predicted model, not a curated record. Lineage: Eukaryota; Metazoa; Chordata; Testudines; Testudinidae.